CAGGCCUUGCCACAAGCCAAGGAGGGCAAGGAAGCGCGUAAAACGACGGGUUUCAUUCCCCUGUAAAAGCCCUCAGGAGACGACGACGACUUGAAGGCUCGCUCCCUCACCCUUCCUUUGGACGCAGGGCUGGACCCCACAAUGGCCUCCGCCGUAUUAAGCACCGUCGCCACGCCUUUCCAAUGCAUCCUCAUCUUCUCCUCCUUCCUUCUUUCCUCUCUCCCUCCCUCCCUCCCCUCCUCCCUCUUGACCCCCAUUAGCACGACUGGCCCUCCGCAUGACGAAUUCUAUGGAGUUGCUCCCUCCUUCCCCGAAUCCUCCACCUCCUUUGCCGCUUAUCACAGAUGCAGCAUCCACUGCUCCGACUUUAUCCUCCGUGGAGCCCUUACCCCCCUUAGUCCCCCUGCCAGACCCGUCUUCCGCGUCCCUGCCCGCAGGGAGGGAGGAAGGAAAAGACAACGGAAACAGUGGUGGGUCCCCACAACCAGGGAAAGGAGGGACGGUGGUGAAACCUCGGACACGGAAAAAGACCAAGGGGGAAGGAGGGCGGGGGGCGUCGGAGGGAAGGGUUUUGUGGACCGAAAGGGUGAAGUCUUCCCUCAUUAA
This is a messenger RNA of Nannochloropsis gaditana CCMP526, 606 nucleotides long. RefSeq lists its product as uncharacterized. The record is from RefSeq and is a predicted model, not a curated record. The coding region runs from base 142 to 606 and encodes 154 amino acids. The transcript is spliced from 3 exons.